AUGAUGACCGACACAGAAAAGCAGCAGCAGGACGGGGGGGCGGCGACCGACAGCCGCACACGCGCAAUGGUGCCAGCCGUCGAGGAGGACACGGUGCUGCUCAAGCGCUGGCUGCGACGCAUGCCGUUCGCGGGCGACACGUUCGCAUCGAGCUGCCGUGCGAUCGAGGCCGAGCCCCUCCCCCCAAUUAACACCAGGGGCGGGCGCGACGCCGAGGGCUGGACGGCCGUGUAUGAGGUCACUGUCAAGCCAGAGUGGGUGAACGGGGGCGGGGGGCUGCAUGGCGCUGCGGGCGCUUGGAUCGUCGACAUGUUCACAAACACGACGAUUAACCGCCUUGCUACGGACACAUGGAACCCGUGGGGACCCAGCAUCAACAUUGAGAUGAACUACUACGCGCCAGCCCCAGUUGGAAUGCGCCUCCGUGUCGAGACGGUCAUUGAGCGUAUGGGCGCAUCAAUCAGCACGUGUCGCUGUCUCAUCUCGGAUGCCGAGACGGGCCGCCGCGUCGCGGGCGGCAUGCACACUGUCAUGCGGCCUGCAGGACGCAAGCAUAACCCAAACAUCCUCCUGCUGCCCGAGCGCACCAAGCCGUUCGCCAAGCUGUAA
Cutaneotrichosporon cavernicola is the source of this 609-nucleotide messenger RNA. RefSeq lists its product as uncharacterized. Lineage: Eukaryota; Fungi; Basidiomycota; Tremellomycetes; Trichosporonales; Trichosporonaceae. Gene Ontology annotation, molecular function: fatty acyl-CoA hydrolase activity. The record is from RefSeq and is a predicted model, not a curated record. The coding region runs from base 1 to 609 and encodes 202 amino acids. The transcript has 4 exons.